CCAAGAUCUGACUAGGGACUCAAACGAGAGCGUCCGAUGGCAACGACGGCCCAGGACCCGCUCCUCUCAUGCGACGGCGCAAACAAGAACAGGGUUAUGAAGGGACCUCUGAAUCGCAUUUCCCGAAAGGGUGAGAGGAAAAAGGUUUGCUCCUUUGACGAGAAGAAAAUUGUUGAUCACAUCAAGAAGCUUGAAGAAGAUUUGGGUAGUCUUCAACUGAUACCCAAAAGGCUGAGAAGCAAUAAUACGAGGAAGAGAAGGGAGUACAAGGUUGAGGGUGCAAUAUGUAAAGUUGAGGUGCCUGGUCCAAUUCCAGACUUUUUGAGUUUGGCUGAAGUAGGACGCAUGUCUGUACAGGAGCUUUUUGCAAAUUGUCCCGAGCCUAAUUGAACAAAUACGAACUCGAAGCGUGGAAUGAAUAGAAUUGUACUAGUUGAAGAGAGCUGAAAAGGGAUGGUUCCGUUUUCUUUCUUUUUUGGGAAAUCAACUUCAAAUUUGUUAUUUGGUAUAUGUAAAUUUAUUGUGCAAGAAGUAUUUCAA
This is a messenger RNA of Asparagus officinalis (garden asparagus), 540 nucleotides long. RefSeq lists its product as uncharacterized. Bases 37 to 390 code for a protein of 117 amino acids. The transcript has 2 exons. NCBI's taxonomy places the organism in Eukaryota, Viridiplantae, Streptophyta, Magnoliopsida, Asparagales, Asparagaceae. The record is from RefSeq and is a predicted model, not a curated record.